This is a messenger RNA of Anastrepha obliqua, 972 nucleotides long. RefSeq lists its product as uncharacterized. NCBI's taxonomy places the organism in Eukaryota, Metazoa, Arthropoda, Insecta, Diptera, Tephritidae. Bases 208 to 972 code for a protein of 254 amino acids. The record is from RefSeq and is a predicted model, not a curated record. The transcript is spliced from 3 exons.
AGUGCUGAUCGAACGAAUUUUCAUUUGGUAUUAUGGUGCUCAUUCGUUGAAGAAUAGGACUAUUGUGAAUUUCGAUCGCUCGACGCAUUUACAAUAGAUAAUUUUUUCUCAGCUGAUACAGCAAAUCAAAAUAAAAGAAAACCCGAUUGUGUUGAAAUUCUUUGCUAACAUUAUUUUUAAAAGUUAAAAAAAGUAAUUUAUGUGAAAAUGAGUACAACGGAGUUGUGGUUCGACGAUUCAUCGGACGAUGAAAGAUUAGUGGAACUAGCUAGAAGUAGAAAACAGUUGAGGGACGCCUCCAACCCCCUAGAAAUGGCUUCCACUGAAUUUUUAAAGAACUUUAGAUUAUCUAAAGAGGCGUUUGUGAACCUACUGUCCACUACAGAAAACCAGUUGCAGCAGUGCACCCGAGCCAAAUCGAUUCCUAAUAUUUUAAAGCUAGCCACAGUUCUGCGAUUUUGUGCUCAGGGAUCGUACCAAUUGAGUAUUGGUAAUGAAGGUAUGAUAGGACUUGCUCAACCCACUGUGUCUGUUGUGCUAUCAGAAAUAAUAGAUGUCCUGGAAAAUUAUAUUUGCCAAAGAUGGGUAAAAUUUAGUAGCACAGAGGCUGAUCUGCAACAAAGAAAAGCACAUUUUUAUAGCAAAUACCCAACGAUGAUGCUGAAGAUAUUGAAGUGGAAAAAACAAAGAAAAGUAAAUAGUUCGUAUUUGAGUUUACCAACUUCAAAAGAAAAUCAUCUCCUAUUGAGGAAGCCACAUUCACUGGCAGCACGUGCCGUCAAUCGAGCGAAUGACAGCUACAAUAGCAACAACAGCAUGCACAGCGACAGCUGCUCUAGCUCGAAUGCCUCCAAUGUAAAUUGUCAGCUGCUAACUUAUCUAAUUGAUGUGCUUUUAAUUGUGCCAAGUCGGCGACUAGCGCACGAUACAAAACGGCACGGACACGAACAGCAAUUUGUUGUGUGCAAUUGA